AUGACUUCCCUAACACAGCGAAGUUCGGGCCUGGUGCAGAGGAGGACCGAGGCCUCUCGCAAUGCAGCCGCCGACAAGGAGAGAGGGUCCGAUGAUGAGGACUACGAGCCACGUCAAGAGGAAGAGGAUGAGAAGGGAGACUCCAAAGAAACUCGACUGACGUUGAUGGAAGAAGUGUUGCUGUUGGGAUUGAAAGAUCGAGAGGUAUGAUGUUAGUUAUCGUCGCUAUAACGUUAUCUAGCUACAGUAACUGUUGUUUACGUUCCAACCAGCCUACGUUAUGUGCUAACAUAGCUAGCUAAGCUAAUGCGCUUUUCCUACAUUAGCUAGCUAGCGUUACCAUUAUGUUAUGUCAUAGGCCUAUUCAACAUUGCAAACUAAUAGUGCUUUCAAGACAACUGGGAACUUGGGGGCGGGAACUUGUGAUCUUCAGGUCGGAAAGUCGGAACUCUAGAAAAAUGUCCGAGUUUCCGAGUUGGAUGAUCGUUCAAAAUAUUUUCUAGGCGAAGCUCGUUUUUCCCGAGUUUCCAGUUGUCUUGUACUCUCUGAAGUCGGAGAUUUCCGAGUUCCCAGUUGUUUGAACGCUGUAUAAAGGUUAUCAAACGUGUCAACUUUGUGCGUGUCACUUCAGUCAUCAGCAGGAUGUUUGCUUUAUUUACCCAGGACAAAUCAUGUGAAGCAUUCACCAACUGCUUGCUAUUUUUUCCCGACAGGGCUACACUUCCUUCUGGAAUGACUGCAUUUCUUCUGGUCUUCGAGGUUGUAUGCUCAUCGAACUGGCUUUGAGAGGGAGACUGCAGCUAGAGGCUUGUGGCAUGAGGAGGAAAAGCCUACUGGCCAGAAAGGUCAGCACAACACGAAUAAAACACACUGAUGAACUUAGUUGUGUCAAAGAUUUUUAUAACUAACCCAAGAUAGACCACAGCCUGUCGUCUUCUUCUAUGGUAUUAUGGCGAUUCGCAAACAAGCAUUAGAGGUGCAUGCCACCACCUACUGGAUAGGUUGAAAACUGAGAAACCUUAGCGCAGAAAUAAUAAGCAGGGAAAAAACAUUCUCCUAAUAUCCCCCCCCCCCCCCCCCCCCAAAAAAAAAAAAGUACUCCUUCAGUCAGAUUCAAAUGUGUACUCAGAUCCCUACACAGGCUCGGGAGCCUGAGAAAGAGGAACAUCUUCAUUCAGUGUUCCCUGCAUCGUUUCGGUCCUGGAGAUCCAGUAUUUCAGGAUCCCUCUGAUGAACAACAUUCACUACAGGCUGUGGGGCAUCCACUACCAUUUCAUCUCCACUCGCUCCUUCACCUAUUUGUACUGCCUCCACAAACGAGACCUGCUGGAGAGCCCUGAACCUAGCUACUGCAACCUCCUUCACACUUAGAGGGCACUCCAGGAACUCAGGAAUGUGGUUCCCACCAUAAUUGCAGCACCAUGCUUCCUCACUCUAUACCAAUGACAUAUGUAUUCCUCCUGCAAACUUUUUACAAUUGUAACACUGCAGUGGUUUUUGUACAUAAUGUCUCACCGCAUAUCUCGCAUACCCAAGUUUUACAUGAGUCGGGAGAAACACUUCAUCAAAUGACAGUAAAGCCGAUAGGCUUUCCUCCUUCUUUCCGUCUAUCGUUCAGGUCAAGCGAUGUGCGUCUACCACUCCUGGCAUGUUCUCCCUAAACUGUGAAGCCUCCGUGUCCAACGAGACACCAGAGAUGACACGUUUAAUCGGUGCCCUACUCAGAAAAUCAUAGCUUUCCACAUCAUAGGUCGAUAGCUUGCAAAGCCACAGAGCUUUUGCUCUUUUGACACACACAAAAUCAACAUCAUACCGCGCCUGGUCACUCUGAACAAUUCAAUUUUUCCCAAUACGUCCUUCACCAUCUUCCAGACCGCAAAUGGGUCACCCAAAAAACAUCCUUGCUAAUGAAUUGCACUCCAACAAUAAACUGCUGCUCAUUUAAAACUUUAGCCCUUUUUACACCACUUUUCACCGAUUACACUCAUUCUCACCAAUUUUACUCAACCCUACAGAAUCACACAAUGCUUCCGCCAUUGCUCCCCACCACAGCCUGUCAUUUCCAAUGGGAGCAAAUUAAUCAUAAUGGGCAGAACAAACAAAGAGGUGGGCAGAGCAAAGCACGAGCUAGCAAGAUCCUAUUGGCACGUUCUAGCAUGUAUUUGCAUAUUUCUGUUUGGCAAAACUCAAUUAGCCCUUGCACUCCUUCUAAACACAAUUUUUAAAAACUUUGGCAAAUGGUAUAGAUUCUAGUUUUUCAAACAGAGAACUGUAUUGAGAUCAGAUGUUUCAUCGACGAGAACAUUUCCAGAAUGUCGGCCAAAAUCCAUCUUCUGCCACUGGGCUUCCUCUCAUCACCAUAUUUGGUGGUGAGUAGAAAUGCCAACCAGAUGCUUCAGAUUUAUACAUCCGGUGAAACAUCUGGCUCAUUGUUCUAUCUGUGGUUGUGUCUUUUUCUUCUUCUUUGAGUCUAAUUGGCAGACUACAACCUAAAAGGUGUAUUGCCGCCACCUACUGUACGGGGUAGUAAUUUAUUUAUUUUUUAAUAAUAAAAAAAAUAAUAAUAUGCCAUUUAGCAGACGCUUUUAUCCAAAGCGACUUACAGUCAUGCGUGCAUACAUUUUUUUGUGUAUGGGUGGUCCCGGGGAUCGAACCCACUACCUUGGCGUUACAAGCGCCGUGCUCUACCAGCUGAGCUACAGAGGACUUAAUCCAUUGCGGGAAAAGGUGGGGGGGGGGGGGGGAAACCCAUCAUAGAAAUACAAAAUACACAUCAUCAAACAAAACCCAUCCCACUCCUUCAGUCACAGUACAAUCCAAAACACAUAAUCCCUACACAGGCUCAGGGGCUUGUGAGUGCGGAACAGUUGUCGAUAGGAUUCCUUCCAAGGCCUCGGCUCUGAAAUCACUGUACCAAAAACAUUCAGCCGCACUCAUAAUGAUGCAAAUUUUCUCUGAUUUUUUUUCUCCACUUGUGCUGUACAGUUUAUGACCAUUGCAAUAAAUUAUACAAAGUCCACCUUUUUAACAUGUAAUACACUAUAUAUACAAAAGUAUGUGGACACCCCUUCAAAUGAUUGGAUUCGGCUAUUUCAACCACACCCGUUGCUGACAGGUGUAUAAAAUCAAGCUCACAGCCAUGCAAUCUCCAUAGAAAAUCAUUGGCAGUAGAAUGGCCUUACUGAAGAGCUCAGUGAAUUUCAACGUGGCACCGUCAUAGGAUGCCACCUUUCCAACAUGUCAGUUCGUAAAAUUUCUGCCCUGCUAGAGCUGCCCUGGUCAUCUGUAAAUGCUGUUAUUGUCAAGUGGAAAUGUCUAGGAGCAACAACGGCUGAGCCGCGAAGUGGUAGGCCACACAAGCUCACAGAACGGGACCACCGAGUGCUGAAACACGUAGCACGUAAAAAUCGCUUGUCCUCAGUUGCAACACUCACUACCGAGUUCCAAACUGCCUCUGGAAGCAACGUCAGCACAAGAACUGUUCGUCAGUCCCUUCAAGAAAUAGGUUUCCAUGGCCGAGCAGCCACACACAAGCCUAAGAUCACCAUGUGCAAUGCCAAACGUCGGCUGGAGUGGUGUAAAGCUCGCUGCCAUUGGACUCUGGAACAUUGGAAACGCGUUCUCUAGGGUAAGAACGCUACCUGACCAAAUACAUCGUGACAACUGUAAAGUGUGGUGGAGGAGGAAUAAUGGUCUGGGGCUGUUUUUCAUGGUUCAGGCUAGGCCCCUUAGUUCCGGUGAAGGGAAAUCUUUACGCUACAGCAUACAUUGACAUUCUAGACGAUUCUGUGCUUCCAACUUUGUCACAACAGUUUGGGGAAGGCCCUUUCUUGUUUCAGCAUGACAAUGCCCCCGUGCACAAAGCGAGGUCCAUACAGAAAUGGUUUGUCGAGAUUGGUGUGGAAGAACUUGACUGGCCUGCACAGAGCCCUGACCUCAACCCCUUCAAACACCUUUGUGGUGAUUUGGAACGCCGACUGCGAGCCAGGGCCUAAUCGCCCAACAUCAGUGCCCGACCUCACUAAUGCUCUUGUGGCUGAAUGAAAGCAAGUCCCCGCAUCAAUGUUCCAACAUCUAGUGGAAAGCCUUCCCAGGAAAGUGGAGGCUGUUAUAGCAGCAAAGGGGGGACCAACACCCAUAUUAAUGCCCAUGAUUUUGGAAUGAGAUGUUUGCCGAACAGGUGUCCACAUACAUUUGGUCAGUUGAUUCCUCGCUUGGUGAGAAACCUUCAUUGGUGGUGGUGGCUCUACUACCAUUGUUUCUUCACCGCCACUCGCUCCUUCCACUCUUCUCACCGCCUCCAGAUAGGAGACUCACUGGACAGCCCUUAUUCUUGCCAUCUCUAUUUCCUUCACCCUAACAGGGCACUCCAGGAAUUCAGGCGCAUGUUCGCCACCACAUUUCACCUCUGGCAUACAAUACUCUUCCCAUCUGCAUACACUUGCCACAUGACCAAAUAUUUUGCAUUUAUCACACUUGAUUGGCGUUGGCACGAAAGCUCUUACAGAAUAUCUCCUAUAGCCUAACUUUAUAUGUGAAGGGAGAGACUGUUCAUCAAAGAACAAUAGUAUGGAAGGAGUAAACUUCUUCACUCCAUCCACUAUACUGGUCAGUCGACAUCUGCAUUCACUUCCAGCACCACCCCAGAGAUAACCUCUUUGAUGGGAGCCUUUCUUUGAAGAGCCACACACGGCACAUUACAUUCUGAUAUCUUUUUGAGGCACAAAGCACGCUUCUUCUGCUCCACGUACACACACAACCACCAAAUAAGACCAUAAAAAAAACAAUCAAUAUAUUCAAUCAAUAUACUUAUUACGUUUUCACAAUUAUUCCCAUACAGUGAUGUAAUAGUAAUUCAUCCUACAGGGGAAAAAAAGUAUUACCCACCCACUUUUAACCUCACCCAAUUUUUGUGGUGGCAGGACAACAACCUCUCCAUUAAUGUGAGCAAGACAAAGGAGAUGAUCGUGGACUACAGGAAAAUGAGGGCCGAACAGGCCCCCAUUAACAUCGACGGGGCUGUAGUGGAGCGGGUUGAGAGUUUAAAGUUUAUUGGUGUCCACAUUACCAACAAAAUAUCAUGGUCCAAACACACCAAGACAGUCGUGAAGAGGUCACGACAACGCCUUUUCCCCCUCAGGAGACUGAAAAGAUUUGGCACGGGUCCCCAGAUCCUCAAAGUUAUACAGCUGCACCAUCGAGAGCAUCCUGACCGGUUGCAUCACCGCCUGGUAUGGCAACUGCUCGGCAUCUGACUGUAAGGCGCUACAGAGGGUAGUGCGUAGGGCCCAGUACAUCACUGGGGCCAAGCUUCCUGCCAUCCAGGACCUAUAUACUAGGCGUGUCAGAGGAAGGCCCAAAAAAUGGUCAAAGACUCCAGUCACCCAAGUCAUAGACUGUUCUCUUUGCUACCACACGGCAAGCGGUACCGGAGCGCCAAGUAUAGGUCCAAAAGGCUCCUUAACAGCUUCUACCCCCAAGCUAUAAGACUGCUGAAGAAUUAAUAAAAUGGCCACCCGGACUAUUUUACAUUGACUCGCUGUUUAUUAUCUAUGCAUAGUCACUUUACCCCUACCUACAUGUACAAAUUACCUCGACUAACCUGUACCCCCGCACAUUGACUCGGUACCGGUACCCCCUGUAUAUAGCCUCGUUAUUGUUAUGUAAUUUUAUUGUGUAACUUUUUAUUUUAUUUUUUACUCUGGUUUAUUUAUUAAUAUUUUCUUAACUCUAUUUCUUGAACUGCAUUGUUGGUUAAGGGCUUGUAAGUAUGCAUUUCACGGAAAGGUCUACACCUGUUGUAUUCGGCGCAUGUGACAAAUAAAGCUUGAUUUGAAUUUCCCAUCUACCCUCUCCCCCACAACCCCACCCACCAUCUCUUGCCUUGGCUGGGAAAAGAGCAGACAAAUCACAAUAAACAAGUCAUAAACAUAUAUAAUAAUAAGACAAACAAAGCAAAAACAUAAAAUAAAAGCAAAUGAAAAAAUAAGGUACAAUUAUUCAAACAAUGGUAUUAAAUAGGUUGUUGAAGUACACUUAUUGGUCUACAUUUAGUCCAGUGGCGGUCAGUGCCAUUUUAAGAUGAGGGAGGAUGUUUUUUUUUUCAUGAGCAUGGCCUUAUUUCUAUUACAGCAUAUUGGAUGACUCUCAUUCAUAUUCCAUUCGACCAGUUCAAUGUAACAGCAAUAGGUUUAGGCUACUACAUGAUAUUCUAAUUUUCCCUAUACCCAUCAUGAGGUUGCUACAACCUAGCCUAUGAAUGACAGUUUACAACGUAGGUGCACACAGGUCGAGAGACAAAUUUGAGGUGACAGACAUUGACACAUGGACAGACAGUGACACAUUCGAUACCGCCUUGCACACUCUUUCCUGCAUCUAGCUGAUCUAGGGUGUAAUUAUUAGUCAAACAGUUGCAAACAAGUGUUUCUAUUGGACAAAUUCAGGUAUGUUUAUCUCUGUUUGUUUGCUUCCGUUUAAGAAACAUUUUUCAACAGAAUCGGCGGAAUCAAUACACCCCUGAUCACGUGUAAACACCGUUCACUUUCAUACCAGCCACGUUGUAUUCCUUCUAUGCGCUCUCCUCCUCUCACCUUGACCCUUCGCUUGUGGACUUCAAUGCACACAUCAGCUGUAUGUGACCAGGCGAAAAAAAACAUUCCAAGCCAAACCACUACACACAGCCUACAUCGUUGUCACCAUAUUAGCUACAGUAACGUUAUAGUCAGCAUAGCUAAUAGAACUAACGCGUUAGUAAACCUGCUACAAUCAUGCAGUAACGGUAGUGUACAGUCAGUAAGCAGUUACACCGGCAGGCCCUGGUGGCAAUAAUUACUAAUAAUAAUUAGUAAUACCAAAAGCUUACCUUGACUUGGAAGAGUUCCAGUGUUGUGUUGGAAAGUCAUAGCCAGCUAGCUAACAUAGCAUCCCUCUGUUUGAGCAGGGUGUUUCAGUAGGCUAAACUAGCUAGCUGCAUUUGCUAGCUGUGAAAGUGAAAAAAAAGAUGACAAUCUCUCUCUCUAUUUCUCUCUUGCUUCUCCUUCAUUUUGGAAGAAAUUAAUUUGUUCAAAACUGUUCCACUAUUGUCUUUCUCGCUCUAUGAGUCAACUACUCACCACAUGUUAUAUGCUGCAGUGCUAGCUAGCUGUAGCUUAUGCUUUCAGUACUAGAUGAAUUAUCUGAUCCUUUGAUUGGGUGGACAACAAGGUUUUGUAUUGAAGUCAAUGUACCCAGAGGAGGACGGAAGCUAGCUGUCCUCCGGCUACACCAUGGCUCUACCCUACAGAGUGCUGUUGAGACUACUAUAGACCUUUGCAAAAUAGUGUGUUUUCAGCAAUUGUUUGGUGACGUUAAUAUAUUUAGUAUAGUUUCAUCUAAAAAGGCUAACUUUUUUAAAUGUUUUACAAUUUAAAUUUUUAUGAAAUUCACUGAGGAUGGUCCUCCCCUUCCUCCUCUGAGGAGCCUCCACUGAUUUAGUUGUACAUUUCAAUUAAUUUAUUCAUUUUUAUUUAUCAUUAUGCUUUCCUAAAUAGUUCCAUCUGACAUGCUCGUCUUGUUUAGUCACAUGCAGAGUUAUUUAAUAGUCUGCGACAGUGCCUCGCAGACUGACCUCCGUGACCCCCGGCCACUCCACAUACCAAUCCACUCCGACACCAGCACACCAGACCGUGCAGGUCAAGGGUUUGCUAGUUAAGCGGCUACAGUUCCUUGGCCCUUGACUUAUUCCACAUUUGGUUGUGUGACAGCCUGAAUUCAAAAUUGAUUAAAUAGAUUUGUUUUCUCACCCAUCUACACACAAUACCCCAUAAUGUCAAUGGGAAAACAUGUUUUUAUAAAUGUUUGCACAUUUAUUGAAAAUGAAAUACAGAAUUAUCUCAUUUACAUAAGAAUUCACACCCCCUGAGCAAUGAUCAACAACUUUACAGAUCUUGAAGAAUUAUUUUAACAAUAAUGGACAAAUAUUAUACAAUCCAGGUGUGCAAAGCUCUUAGAGACUUACCCCAAAAGACUUAAAGCUGGAAUCGCUGCCAAAGGUGCUUAAUUUUUAUUAAUUUUAAAAGGACAUCUACAAACAAAAUUCCACUUUGACAUUAUGCUGUAUUGUGUGUAGAUCAGUGACACAAUUAAAAUAUACAGUGAGGGAAAAAAGUAUUUGAUCCUCUGCUGAUUUUGUACGUUUGCCCACUGACAAAGACAUGAUCAGUCUAUCAUUUUAAUGGUAGGUUUAUUUGAACAGUGAGAGACAGAAUAACAACAACAAAAUCCAGAAAGACGCAUGUAAAAAAAAAUAUAAAUUGAUUUGCAUUUUAAUGAGGGAAAUAAGUAUUUGACCCCCUCUCAAUCAGAAAGAGUUCUUCUCCCAAGUGUCUUUUAGUUACAUUUUACAUUUUAGUCAUUUAGCAGACGCUCUUAUCCAGAGCGACUUACAGUUAGUGAGUGCAUUCAUUAUUUAUUUUUUAUUUUUUGAAAGAUUUCAUACUGGCCCCCCGUGGGAAUCGAACCCACAACCCUGGCGUUGCAAACGCCAUGCUCUACCAACUGAGCUACAUCCCUGCCGGCCAUUCCCUCCCCUAUCCUGGACGACGCUGGGCCAAUUGUGCGCCGUCGCAUGGGUCUCCCGGUCGCGGCCGGCUACGACAGAGCCUGGAUUCGAACCAGGAUCUCUAGUGGCACAGCUAGCACUGCGAUGCAGUGCCUUAGACCACUGUGCCACUCGGGAGAUUUUAUACAGGUAACGAGCUGAGAUUAGGAGCACACUCUUAAAGGGAGUGCUCCUAAUCUCAGUUUUUUACCUGUAUAAAAGACACCUGUCCACAGAAGCAAACAAUCAAUCAGAUUCCAAACUCUCCACCAUGGCCAAGACCAAAGAGCUCUCCAAGGAUGUCAGGGACAAGAUUGUAGACCUACACAAGGCUGGAAUGGGCUACAAGACCAUCGCCAAGCAGCUUGGUGAGAAGGUGACAACAGUUGGUGCGAUUAUUCGCAAAUGGAAGAAACACAAAAUAACUGUCAAUCUCGCUCGGCCUGGGGCUCCAUGCAAGAUCUCACCUCGUGGAGUUGCAAUGAUCAUGAGAAUGGUGAGGAAUCAGCCCAGAACUACACGGGAGGAUCUUGUCAAUGAUCUCAAGGCAGCUGGAACCAUAGUCACCAAGAAAACAAUUGGUAACACACUACGCCGUGAAGGACUGAAAUCCUGCAGCGCCCGCAAGGUCCCCCUGCUCAAGAAAGCACAUAUACAGGGCCGUCUGAAGUUUGCCAAUGAACAUCUGAAUGAUUCAGAGGAGAACUGGGUGAAAGUGUUGUGGUCAGAUGAGACCAAAAUGGAGCUCUUUGGCAUCAACUCAACUCGCCGUGUUUGGAGGAGGAGGAAUGCUGCCUAUGACCCCAAGAACACCAUCCCCACCGUCAAACAUGGAGGUGGAAACAUUAUGCUUUCGGGGUGUUUUUCUGCUAAGGGGACAGGACAACUUCAUCGCAUCAAAGGGACGAUGGACGGGGCCAUGUACCGUCAAAUCUUGGGUGAGAACCUCCUUCCCUCAGCCAGGGCUUUGAAAAUGGGUCGUGGAUGGGUAUUCCAGCAUGACAAUGACCCAAAACACACGGCCAAGGCAACAGAGGAGUGGCUCAAGAAGAAGCACAUUAAGGUCCUGGAGUGGCCUAGCCAGUCUCCAGACCUUAAUCCCAUAGAAAAUCUGUGGAGGGAGCUGAAGGUUCGAGUUGCCAAACAUCAGCCUCGAAACCUUAAUGACUUGGAGAAGAUCUGCAAAGAGGAGUGGGACAAAAUCCCUCCUGAGAUGUGUGCAAACCUGGUGGCCAACUACAGUGGGGGAAAAAAGGAUUUAGUCAGCCACCAAUUGUGCAAGUUCUCCCACUUAAAAAGAUGAGAGGCCUGUAAUUUUCAUCAUAGGUACACGUCAACUAUGACAGACAAAAUGAGAAAAAAAUCCAGAAAAUCACAUUGUAGGAUUUUUAUUGAAUAUAUUUGCAAAUUAUGGUGGAAAAUAAGUAUUUGGUCAAUAACAAAAGUUUCUCAAUACUUUGUUAUAUACCCUUUGUUGGCAAUGACACAGGUCAAACGUUUUCUGUAAGUCUUCACAAGGUUUUCACACACUGUUGCUGGUAUUUUGGCCCAUUCCUCCAUGCAGAUCUCUUCUAGAGCAGUGAUGUUUUGGGGCUGUCGCUGGGCAACACGGACUUUCAACUCCCUCCAAAGAUUUUCUAUGGGGUUGAGAUCUGGAGACUGGCUAGGCCACUCCAGGACCUUGAAAUGCUUCUUACGAAGCCACUCCUUCGUUGCCCGGGCGGUGUGUUUGGGAUCAUUGUCAUGCUGAAAGACCCAGCCAUGUUUCAUCCUUCAAUGCCCUUGCUGAUGGAAGGAGGUUUUCACUCAAAAUCUCACGAUACAUGGCCCCAUUCAUUCUUUCCUUUACACGGAUCAGUCGUCCUGGUCCCUUUGCAGAAAAACAGCCCCAAAGCAUGAUGUUUCCACCCCCAUGCUUCACAGUAGGUAUGGUGUUCUUUGGAUGCAACUUAGCAUUCUUUGUCCUCCAAACACGACGAGUUGAGUUUUUACCAAAAAGUUAUAUCUGACCAUAUUACAUUCUCCCAAUCCUCUUCUGGAUCAUCCAAAUGCACUCUAGCAAACUUCAGACGGGCCUGGACAUGUACUGGCUUAAGCAGGGGGACACGUCUGGCACUGCAGGAUUUGAGUCCCUGGCGGCGUAGUGUGUUACUGAUGGUAGGCUUUGUUACUUUGGUUCCCAGCUCUCUGCAGGUCAUUCACUAGGUCCCCCCGUGUGGUUCUGGGAUUUUUGCUCACCGUUCUUGUGAUCAUUUUGACCCCACGGGGUGAGAUCUUGCGUGGAGCCCCAGAUCGAGGGAGAUUAUCAGUGGUCUUGUAUGUCUUCCAUUUCCUAAUAAUUGCUCCCACAGUUGAUUUCUUCAAACCAAGCUGCUUACCUAUUGCAGAUUCAGUCUUCCCAGCCUGGUGCAGGUCUACAAUUUUGUUUCUGGUGUCCUUUGACAGCUCUUUGGUCUUGGCCAUAGUGCAGUUUGGAGUGUGACUGUUUGAGGUUGUGGACAGGUGUCUUUUAUACUGAUAACAAGUUCAAACAGGUGCCAUUAAUACAGGUAAUGAGUGGAGGACAGAGGAGCCUCUUAAAGAAGAAGUUACAGGUCAGUGAGAGCCAGAAAUCUUGCUUGUUUGUAGGUGACCAAAUACUUAUUUUCCACCAUAAUUUGCAAAUAAAUUCAUAACAAAUUCCUACAAUGUGAUUUUCUGGAGAAAAAAAUUCUCAAUUUGUCUGUCAUAGUUGACGUGUACCUAUGAUGAAAAUUACAGGCCUCUCUCAUCUUUUUAAGUGGGAGAACAUGCACAAUUGGUGGCUGACUAAAUACUUUUUCCCCCCACUGUACAAGAAACGUCUGACUGCCUCUGUGAUUGCCAACAAGGGUUUUGCCACCAAGUACUAAGUCAUGUUUUGCAGAGGGGUCAAAUACUUAUUUCCCUCAUUAAAAUGCAAAUCAAUUUAUAAAAAAUUUUUUACAUGUGUGUUUCUGGAUUUUUUUGUUGUUAUUCUGUCUCUCAAUGUUCAAAUAAACCUACCAUUAAAAUUAUAGACUGAUCAUUUCUUUGUCAGUGGGCAAACGUACAAAAUCAGCAGGGGAUCAAAUACCAUUUUCCCUCACUGUGUGUGUAUAUAUACAUAUAUUUUAAAUUCAGGCUGUAACACAAGGCAUUGUAGCUUCUUGUUGCUCUAACUGAUGCCACAUUACCCAAUGCAUCCAUGAAUUUUAUUGAUGUUGAUCAGAUGUCCCAGGAAACUCUAUUGGUCCAAAUCCCUCACUCUGACUAAAAACGAGUCAGAACUAGGCUUUGUUUUAUUUCCUUUUUUUUACGCAACUGUUAACCCACUCUUAUCUUCUUCCAACGCGCCGUCACCACAGCUGUCGGUUUCACACAGAACAUCCACACAGAACGGGGUAUGGUAGUAGGUACCAGGCACACCGGUUUGUGUCAAGAACUGCAAUGCGGCCGGGUUUUUCAUGCUUAACAUUUUCCCGUGUAUCAAGAAUGGUCCACCACCCAAAGGACAUCCAGCCAACUUGACAUAACUGUGGGAAGCAUUGGAAUCAACAUGGGCCAGCAUCCCUGUGGAGGCUUUCAUCGUCCAUCACUCUAGCCGCUAGGCUACCUGCCGUGUGUGUGUGGUAGACCAGCAGUGUCUGCCAACGCUAGCAGUUUAUGCUUAUGUGUGUCUAUCCCAAUGUUACAGUAAGGUUGUUAUGUGUGAGAAAUCUACCUUUUUUAAACUGGUAUCUAUUUUGUCAGGUUAUCUGUAAGUCAGCCGCCCCUACAGGAGACAUGUUGCUGGACGAGGCUCUGAAGCAUAUCAAAGACACCCAGCCCCCAGAGACAGUCCAGAGCUGGAUAGAGCUGCUGAGUGGUGAGAAGCCAUAUUGAAUACGCCCACCCUCCAUUACUCCCCCUAUCUUUAAAGUACUUUAUUUUUUGGUGCUAUAUCUCUCUGUCUUCCGUUCUUAGUGUUUAGUUCUUGAUUAUCAUCAUGAUGAUUUGAUAUUACCACACUGCCCCCUACCCUCCUCUCCCCUUCCCAGUCCUGUUUGAAAUGAAACGUGUUUAUCUUGAUGUUUUUUUUUUAAACAAUAGCUAGCCUAUUUGGUUUCCAAGUGAAAUUGUACAGAAAUUACCCGUAAUUUGUUUUGGUGUCCAGGUGAGACGUGGAACCCAUUGAAGCUGCACUACCAGCUGAGGAAUGUCCGUGAACGUCUGGCCAAGAACCUUGUCGAGAAAGGCGUUCUGACCACAGAGAAACAGAACUUCCUCCUCUUUGACAUGACCACACACCCGCUGACCAACGACACCAUCAAACAGCGGCUGGUCAAGAAGGUCCAGGAGUCUGUCCUGGACAAGUGGGUGAACGACCCGGGGCGCUUCGACAAGCGCGUGCUGGCCCUGAUCUUCCUGGCCCACUCGUCGGACGUGCUGGAGAAUGCCUUCGCUCCGCUGCUGGACGAACAGUAUGACCUGGCCAUGAAGAGGGUACGUCUGCUGCUGGACCUGGAGCCAGAGGCGGAGAGCACCAAGGCCAGCGCCAACGAGCUGCUGUGGGCCGUGGUGGCUGCCUUCACCAAAUGA
Molecule: messenger RNA, 13156 nt
Organism: Coregonus sp. 'balchen'
Lineage: Eukaryota; Metazoa; Chordata; Actinopteri; Salmoniformes; Salmonidae
Source: the annotation of a GenBank genome assembly